Corticium candelabrum is the source of this 3012-nucleotide messenger RNA. Its product is annotated as C-Jun-amino-terminal kinase-interacting protein 4-like. Gene Ontology annotation, biological process: vesicle-mediated transport. Bases 47 to 3001 code for a protein of 984 amino acids. Gene Ontology annotation, cellular component: cytoplasm. Gene Ontology annotation, molecular function: JUN kinase binding; kinesin binding; signaling receptor complex adaptor activity. The record is from RefSeq and is a predicted model, not a curated record. The transcript has 19 exons. NCBI's taxonomy places the organism in Eukaryota, Metazoa, Porifera, Homoscleromorpha, Homosclerophorida, Plakinidae.
UUAUGACGUUUGUCUUUGUGUGCGUGCAAGCGUGCGUGCAUGAUAAAUGAUAUCUUUACACUACUCUAGUGUAUCGAAAUUCACCGUUCUCGCGACUUGCAUUUUCUCCGUUCACUCUCUUCGAUCGGUAAAGCGAUUACAUCACACUCACUGUUUAUACGGGUCUUCUACCUAUACUCUGCCAACAAAGAUGUCCGAGGACAAGCGGAACGGCGUACAAGACGGUCUCUAUUCUGCAGGCGAAUUCGAAACUCCAGGAGGAGCAGGAAGCGACUUUGUGACGAUAAACGAGCGCGUCACGCGGCUAGCAACAGUGUUGCGUCAAAAACUCAAGAGUCAGAUACAGCAGUAUGGUGAGGAGCCGGUGCGUGAGCUGAUGCCGUUGUUGGUCGAGGUACUGGACACGCUCAACUCGGCUCUGCAGGACGACCGCGAGCACGUGUUCGAGUUGCAACAGUUGAAAGAGGAGAACGAGCAGUUGUUGAAGCAGUUUCGGACGGAGAAGGAAAAGAAGUCGCAAGCAGAGCAGUCAUUGAUUUGUCUGGAAGAUCAACUAGCUCAAGAGCGUAAUAAAAUGAAAGAUGAAAUGCAGCAGUUGAAGAACACCACACGACAGUUACAAGCCCAGUUGAAAAAUCAUCGAGAAAGGGCCGAGCGUGUAGAGCAACGGCAUGAGCAGCUUCAAGCCGAUUACAGUGGACUUCAAGUCAAGCACGGGAAUAUGAUGCAGCAAUACAUUAUGCUGGUGAGACAACCAGCAAAAGGGAUGCGCAGUCGAUACAUACGAGGUGUAUCAGAAGGGAUGGCCAUUACACGUUCACUGAAUAUGUCGCUCGAUGUUGGUCCAAUGACGGAAUUAGUUCAACAUGGUAGUCCGACUGCUCAGGUUUUGAGUAGUAGCCCUAAGGCUGGUUAUUCACCCAUUAGUGGAAACAGUCCUAGAGGUGGUUUGCGAUCACCCAGGAACAAAAAGAAUUUUCAGAGAGAGAUGUUGGAAGAGUCGAGUAAUGUGACUAAAGUGGAUGCAAGACGUUAUUCAGACUAUACUGUCUAUGAAUCAACUCAAAUGGAAGUUACUUUUAACUCAAAUCUGUUAGAAGUUGAUCGUGGUCUUGCAUUGGAGAGUGAAUCUCGAGGUGCACCAGUUGGAUCUUCAGAUACACUCAGUGCUGUGGGUGGUAGACCUGAUAGUAUGAGGCCAUUGGGAGCUGAGGUAUUAGCCGAGUCUGCGGACGAAUUGGCUGAUGGUCAAACUGCAUCUAUCAUGACUGGUGACGUUGAACAGACAGAUAUGGAAAUGUCUUUGAAAUCAGUAGAUUUCUCUGAUGUGGAUAAGAGAGAUGAAGAACUGUUUGCUCACGAUAAAGAGUGUGAGGUUAGUGCAUCUGGUGAAUACGGUUUAAUGAACGAGGAAUGUUUGUAUAAUGAAAUCGGACACGAGUCAGUGGCAGAAAUGGAUGAAUCAGCUGAAAUUACAAAGGUGAACUUGGAGAUUCAGGAACUUGUAGACGAAAACAAACGACUACAAGAAAACAGAAAUCAAAUUUCAAAGGAACACGACAAAUUGGCCACCAAAAUUGGUGUGUUAGUAAGUGAAAAGGACGGUCUGGUUGAAGACCUCGGAACUGCUCAGUCGGAAAACAGCUCAUUACAAGAUGAAAUCAAAAAACUGAAACAAUUGCUCGAGGCUGAGAAGCAGAAGUCUGCAAGCAUUGAAGCAGUGAAUCCUGAUGACCAGAAGAGGUAUACUCGACUGGAAAUGGCAAAGAUCCUUGAGCAGCGCGAUUUUUACAAAGAGAAGUUUUUGGAAAUGCAAGAAGAUAUGAGGCUUAACGAAGAGACGCCUCUUGUUGCAGCGAGAGGGAAGACUGAACAACGUUCUCCACUGUUUCGAUUCUUUCAAGGUCUCUUUCGAAAGCCAAGGCUUGAUAAUGUUCAGACAGAUUACGGCUCGUCAGAUGCUAUUGAUCCAGAGUUGUAUGCUCAGAUUAGAGGUUCGAGUGACAAGGGAAACACCAUAUUGUUUGAUUCUGAAGAAAGCAGGAUUCAUGCAUACGGUUGGUCACUUCCGAAUGCAGAAUUGAGGAAGUCUGUUGUUGGAAUGUCACUCUCAGUCGAAGUUUCUGGUCGUCGAUUGCCACUACCAGUUCAUCCCGUUGAGACAUUCUCUCAACCCAUUCCUGUUCCGAUUACAGCGGGACCUUUGAUGCAGCAAGACAAGAAUAUGAAGGUUACAUGUGCUGUUGCUCUCAAUUCGGUGGAGUGGUGCUGUCCGUCAGUUGAAAAAGUCAUUGUUCCCGGCUUGGACGCUCACAUCUGGUUGUGUGCUGCACCCGACGAUGCCCUAAAGAGCAACAACGUUGAGCAAGAAUUGGCUAGAGUUUAUGUCUUGGAUGCAAACAAGCCGACAGACAUAGUCGAGUCGUUUGGCGUCGAAAGAGAGAUCCUAUGUGCAGUGUCGGUGCCAGCGUUUAAAGAUCAACUCUCUCAGAAUGCCGAACUAGGUCCAACAGUGUGGCUCGGAGCGGUUGACGGGCUGUAUAUACAUUCAUCGGUCGACAACAGAGGACAGAGCAUUCGUGCAAUGAAUGUGUCUGCAACUAUACUGCACUUGCUGUACAAUCAGGGUAACGUUAUUGCCGGACGCAAUAAUGGCUCUGUGACGAUGUUUGCAAGACGACCCGAUGGAUUCUGGGACUGGGAUAAUUAUCAGAAUCUUGAGUUAGCAGAGAGGAGGGACGUACCCGUUGGUGCAUUGUCGAUUGUUCGUAACACAGUGUGGGCUGCACUGGAUCGCAAAGUGUAUGUGUUGGACGUCAAGAACUUCAAAGUCAUAGUAUGUUUCAUUGCUGUUUUGUUUAUUGUUGUCAUGCAAAUGGGUUUUUUCUUAGUUUUAGUAUCUAGAUCCAUCUGUUUGGCCAUUGAUCUGUUUGUCUGUCUGUCUGUCUGUCUGUCUGUCUGUCUGUCUGUCAAUCACAUACAUUUGAACUUUUAUCUAUGAUACAUUUUGCA